Messenger RNA from Camellia sinensis, 1254 nucleotides. The record is from RefSeq and is a predicted model, not a curated record. Lineage: Eukaryota; Viridiplantae; Streptophyta; Magnoliopsida; Ericales; Theaceae.
UCUCUCUCUCUCUCACACACACACACAGAGAGAACCAGUCACCACCAAACUUCACCUCACUGCAAACGUUCACCACCGUUGCUUACUAUAUGACGCACAUCGCCACCACACCUCCACAAAUCACACCGCCACCUCCGCAAUACGAACAGGUUCUCUCUCUCUCUCUCUCUCUCUCUCUCUCUUCUCCUUCCUCUAUUUUCCCAUUUUGUCACUCUUGCUUUAGGGUUUAUAUUAUUUAUUUAGUUUAAUUUCCUGUUUAGCUUGUUUUUGGUUUAAUUUCUUCAACUUGCAGUAAAUUUGGAGUUGCAUUGGUAGAUUGUCUAGCUAAUUUAGCAGUUCUCUUUGUUUUUGUUGAGGGAAAAAUUUGGGUUCAUUGAGGCAUUUGAGUUUAUCAAGGAAAAUUUUGGGGCCCUGCUUUGGGGGGUUUAGGAGCUGUGUUAGUAGCUGUCAAGUAUCCUGGAAUACUCUACUAAGUUUCACUAAUGUUGAUGAAAUUCUUCAUAUUGGAAAGAGGGCUUUGGUCAUUAGUGCUGAUUCAUGGGUAUUAGUGGUGACAAAUGCAAAGUUCAUUGAAGAGGAUGAAAGAUUUGUGAAAGAGUGGAAGAAGUAUCUUGAAGGAGGCGAGAAUAAUGAACGAUGUGCCUGUGUGGAAAGUUGGUGAAAGUGUCUAUAACUUUGGAAGAUGGAUGCCUCCUGCAACCACUGAGCUCUGUCCUGAUGUCUGGUGACGCCAUUGUCUUGGGCUGAGUGGACUGUUGUUUUGUAUCUUUCAUUUCCUGAAAAAAAGCCUGGUAAAGCUACCAUCAAAGUAGUAUCCAAUUUUGAUUCAUUCAAUUACGAUGAGUGGCAAGACUGCAAUGGCAGCUACUGUUGGUAUUGACAGCGAUUUUCCCUAUGUCAAGAUAAUAUCAGCUGAAACAAUGAUUGGGCGUAGUGAAAGCAGUAAAUGUGCUCAGAUUGUGAAGGUAUUUGAGGAUGCUUAUAAGUCACCAUUAAGCAUUAUUAUCGUAGAUGACAUUGAGAGGCUACCGGAGUAUGUUGCAAUUGGACCUUGGUUUUCUAAUUUGAUUUCUCAAACAUUGAUGGUCCUUCUCAAAAGGCUUCCUGUAACGACCCCAAAAUCCGCAUUAGAGAUUACCUUUAAGGCCUUAUGGGUUAAUGCAUUUUAAUUUAAUGAUAUCUGUUUAAAUUGAGGAAUUAUCUUUUUAGCCACGGUUUUAAAAUUGAAAUUACCGACCUUUACGAGUUCAGAAA